This is a messenger RNA of Lodderomyces orthopsilosis Co 90-125, 1224 nucleotides long. RefSeq lists its product as uncharacterized. Gene Ontology annotation, biological process: regulation of intracellular signal transduction; cellular response to L-arginine. The transcript has a single exon. The record is from RefSeq and is a predicted model, not a curated record. The coding region runs from base 1 to 1224 and encodes 407 amino acids. NCBI's taxonomy places the organism in Eukaryota, Fungi, Ascomycota, Pichiomycetes, Serinales, Debaryomycetaceae. Gene Ontology annotation, cellular component: cytosol.
AUGAGUAUUCAAGUGCAUUUCAACGACGUCAACUUGUCAGUAAUAUCCAUUCCAAGGUCAAAGUUAUGGAUCUUUGCCAAUUCAGUUGUACAACUUUUAUAUAACUCAAUCGGAGAUGAAAAAAAGCACCACGACUCUUUCACAAUUAGCGAAGAUGGCUCAGAAAGCGAUGCUGACGAUAAGGAUGAUAAGGGGACAGAUAUAAAUGAUAUAGGAAGUCAAUUUGGAAAGUUGAAUACUGAUUUUGAGGGCUCUACACGCAAGUCAGUAGAUAAUUCAAGCAAGCCACAAUCACGUCGAACUCCCACAAACGACUAUCUCAAUAAUGACAAAGAAGAACCUGAAAACGACUUUUUUCACGUUGCAUUGACGCCAACUGAAUGUACCAUUAUUUGCUCCGCGGGUCUAUCGAACAGAUUUUUUGAUCAACCGUUGAAGAUGUGUCAAGAAUUAGGCUAUUCUGACGUGGAGAUUCUACCGCAACAGUACUUGAGCUUGAUAGUUGACUCAGACGGAGGAUUUGCCAAAUCUCGCAGAAUUUUGGAAUUGACAAAGCCUUUAUCUGAAAACAACGUUGCCCUUUUUUACAUUUCUUCUCAUUUCAACGACAUAGUUCUCAUCCCAUCUAAUUUGAAGAAAAGAGUGGAAAAAAUCUUGAUCCUGGAACAUUUCAUCUUUUCAGAAUCAUCAGAUAGUUACAUAUCAACUUAUGAUGUAGGCGAAAAAGAGGAACUCGUUUUGUCGGAACUGCAUAAAAAGACGUUUGAGUUGUUAGCAAAAGAAGACAUUCACCCUCAGAUUCACGAAAAGCAUAAGCUACUACUUACAGGAGCCAGACCAGGCGAAAUAAAAUAUUGCAUAUUGAAAACGAUAAAAUUGAUAUCGCUAGCAACCACCUCACAACCCUCAUAUUUUGCAAUUACUAGGACAUUUUCAAACGAGCUAAGUUUGAUACUACCAAAAUCACACAAAUUGAGAUCCAAAUACGGGUACAAAUCAACAAGCACUAUUGGUUCGACUCAAGAUGUGCUAGUGCCUAUUGCAGUGGACUUAUCAAAGCUUCCUCUAAACUGUACAGGUAUAGUGGCUGGGUUAGCUAAUGAAUUGAUUAUACGAGGGGGAAAUGUGCUUGAAAUUGGAUAUUUGUCAAUGGCAAAGUCCGGUAUUAUAUUGAUCCCCGAGGAGGACUUAGACUUGGUGAGGAACACUUUAAGUGAAUUUUGA